CCGUUAAGUCCCCAUAAGUCUUCAAGAAUUAUAACAAAAUCUCUCUUUGACGAUUGUUGUCCUUCUACAUAUCAUUGUCCGCACAAGCAUUACAUGAUCAGACACACAUGACCAUAUAAUCAAUCAGCCAUGAAGUCAUUUCAGCAGAAUCAUGUCAGAUUUCAUAAAGUUAUACUCGCAUGACUUCUUAAUAAUAUACAAUAAGAAUUCACCCAAUUCUAUUGAAACUGCACACAAAUUACUUGUAAUUUUGGAACAACGUGGACUAAAAGGGUUCCUCUGGCACAGAGAUUCUGAUAGCAAUAGUUCACCUGAGCAGAACUUUGAAGCAUUAGAUAGGGGUAGAUAUAUCUUAACAAUUUUCAACAAGGGCUUCAAAACAGACAAAUCCGCCGUCUACACACUUGAGUGUGUGUUUCGUAGAUUGAUCAAUUCUGGAGAACUCACAAGAUUUAUUCCUGUGGUUAUAGGGGUUGAAAGACGAGGAGUAUACUCAGUUGGAAAGGCUCAAAACCACUCUCCACGCAGAUUUACCGUAUUAACCAAAUACAAGCCACUGUUUAAUAACAUGGCAAGCAGGCAGCAUAACCGUAGGACUUUGACAAAGGGCAAUUAUACAAGAUUAAAAAACAUUUUGGAGAAGAUCGGAUGGAAAGAUCACAAACAUCGGAACUGGUUAAAGAUUGGUUUAAUCACAGUCGCUGCUGUAGUCGUUGUUGUUUUAAUCGCCGUUGCUGUAGUCGUUGUCUACAAUCAAAAUGAUAUUGUAACAUUUGGGGAAGUUUCCGUUAACCCUGAAGCAAACACGACAAAAAGUUUGAAUACAAAUGCAACUAAAAACAAUAUAACUGCAAUUGAUGUAACUGAUGAAUCCAAGACUAUGGUUAAAAACGAUGAUGUAUUUACAAUAAAUGCAACACGAACUACACCUUUUAUGUGCAAACUAUUUCCCUAUGUAUUGCCAAAGUUAUGCUCUCAUGAAAACCAUUCGAAAGAAGAUAAUUGA
Owenia fusiformis is the source of this 1006-nucleotide messenger RNA. The record is from the annotation of a GenBank genome assembly. Lineage: Eukaryota; Metazoa; Annelida; Polychaeta; Sabellida; Oweniidae.